AUGGGGUUCAAGGGGAGAAAGUCUUCUAGUAAGAAUCCUCCAAUAUUCAGCCAUGAAUUCGUUAUACAAAACCAUGCCGACAUCGUUUCUUGUGUAGCCCUAGUAUUUGUUAUUGGUCUACUGAUACAGGCAACAUCUCCUUUUGCCUAUAUGUUUAUUGCUCUGCAUCACAAUGUAAGCACCGAAAAUGUUGGACCAGAAUUACCUUUCCGUUAUACAUAUGGUUUGAAAGAUAUUUGUGUUGUUUUCUUCUAUUUUCUCAUCUGCAUUGUAAUGCAUGCCAUCAUACAGGAAUAUAUACUUGAUAAAGUAACCCGGAAACUUCACCUUUCAAAAGUGAAACUCAGCAAAUUUAAUGAAUCUGGGCAACUUCUGGUAUUCUAUAUAAUGACAGUUUUAUGGGGAGGAGAUGUUAUUAUCAAAGAAAACCUGAUUUUCAACAUCUCUUCGCUAUGGGAAGGAUAUCCUCAUUCUGAAAUGGUGUUCAUGUUCAAAUUUUUCUUCAUAAUUCAAUUAUCUUAUUGGCUGCAUACAUUCCCAGAAUUGUAUUUCCAAAAAAUUAAGAAAGAGGAAAUGCCAGAAAGGAUAGCUUAUGCUUCUGUUGCCAUUGUUUUUAUAGCAGCUGCCUACUUGUUGAAUUUUAACCGUGUUGGAAUUUGCCUUCUUGUUUUACACUACCUGUCUGAAUCCUUUUAUCACAUUGCAAGGCUCAUUGACUUUGUUGAUAAAGAAGAACGAGGAAGCAAAGCUGGCUACAUGGUUUGGCAUGUCUUCUUUGUUCUUGCCCGUCUUGGAUCUGUGAUGCUGUCUGUAUUAACAUUUUGGUAUGGGCUUUCAUUAGCACCCUCUAACACUGGAGCUCCUGGCGAUUUUAACAGUCCCACUGUAAGAGUUGGUGCUCUGACUGCUGUCGUACUUCUCCAAGUAUACCUGAUGUUUAACUUUAUUACGGACCAACUUAGGCAGUUAAGGGAAACUGCCCCAGCUUCAGUCCGUAAGCUCACUGUUAAGCCCAAACAACUAGUUGGAAAAAAGAAGGGAGACGGAAAGAAACAAGAAUACGAUGAAUUGACGGAGGUCGAUCAGAAUACAAAAAAGAACUUGAAGCAGAGAACUCAGAAAGUAAAAUAA
Messenger RNA from Nezara viridula (southern green stink bug), 1131 nucleotides. The record is from the annotation of a GenBank genome assembly. Lineage: Eukaryota; Metazoa; Arthropoda; Insecta; Hemiptera; Pentatomidae.